AACACCCUUUUCUGAAAAAAGCCCUUUGGCGCCACUGUACCUCGCCCAGUGUUAGACGCCCCAGUCUAUCAAAAAUCCCAAAUCAACCUCUGAAAAAGGCACCUUUCCCUCCCCUGAACCUCCACACCUCCCCGCCAAUGUCCUCUCAAACCGCCACCAAAAUCCUAACCGUAAACUCCAGCGAACUCUACCUCGCUGCCCUAAACUCCCCCCAUUCCACCCUCUCUUUCCCCCCAAUUCCCUCCUCUUUCCCUCCCUCCAAACUCAUUCCCAACUCCCGCUUCCUCAUCGACUCCUUCCGCCACCCCUCCACCACCUUCUCCGCCGCCUACUUCCUCUCCCACUUCCACUCCGACCACUACUCCGGCCUCUCCCCUUCCUGGUCCGGAGGUAUCAUCUUUUGUUCCCACCUCACUUCCCUGCUCCUCAUCCAAACCCUUAAAAUCCUACCUGAUUUCAUCUUCCCCUUACCUUUAAACGACCCCGUUGAAAUAGAUGGCUGCGAGGUCAUUCUCAUUGACGCCAAUCAUUGCCCUGGGGCAGUCCAGUUCUUAUUCAAAGUUCCCACUAAAAAUGGGAGCUUUGAAAGGUACGUUCACACGGGCGAUUUUCGUUAUUGUAAUUCAAUGAAGUUGAAUACUUAUUUGAAUGGAUUUGUUGGUUGUGAUGCUAUUUUUCUUGAUACUACUUAUUGUGAUCCAAAAUUCAUAUUUCCUUCUCAAGAAGAAUCGAUUGAUUAUGUGGUGGGUGUGGUAGAUGGUAUAGGAAAGGAAUUUGAGAAAAAGAGGGUUUUGUUUCUUGUUGCUACUUAUGUUGUUGGGAAAGAGAAGAUUUUGGUUGAGGUUGCACGGAGAUGUCAGAGGAAGAUAUGCGUGGAUGGGAGGAAAAUGGGGAUUUUGGGUGUUUUAGGGUACGGGGAUGAUGGGGUUUUUACGGAAGAUGAGAGUGAGAGUGAUGUUCAUGUGGUUGGUUGGAAUGUGUUGGGUGAGACUUGGCCGUAUUUUCGGCCAAAUUUUGUGAGAAUGAAGGAGAUUAUGGUGGAAAAGGGGUAUGAAAAAGUUGUUGGUUUUGUGCCGACUGGGUGGACUUAUGAAGUCAAAAGGAAUAAAUUUGCAGUGAGGUCUAAGGAUUCACUUGAGAUACAUCUAGUCCCGUAUAGUGAGCAUUCUAAUUAUAAUGAGCUUAGAGAAUAUGUGAAGUUUUUGAAACCGAAGAAGGUUAUUCCUACAGUCGGUAUGGACAUAGAGAAGCUUGACAGUAAGCAUGCGGAUAAAAUGAGAAAGCACUUUGCUGGGUUGGUUGAUGAAAUGGCCAAUAAGAAGGACUUCCUGAUGGGUUUUCAUCGUGGCAAUGCUGAAAAUAUGGAAAAAGUAGAAGUGGAUGCUAUUGCUGGCUUGAAUGAGGAGCAGGGCCUGGAGAUAAAACAAAAUAUACUGGAAAUGGAAACAGUUGAGAGUAAUGAUGUAGAUAUUACUUUGAAUGAUUCAUCUUCAUUGCACAAACGUGAUUCACAAGAUCUUACCAUACCGAGUGAGGAGGAAAGAGAGAGAAUCAUUGAGGAAUUUCAGGACUGUUUGCCCAAAUGGGUCACCAGGGACCAGAUAUUAGAUUUGAUUGGCAGCUCAAGAUGGAACAUUGUUGAAGCAGUUUCUACAUUUUGUGAACGUGAAAUUGAGUUAUACGAGCAAGUUUCUGCUUGUAGAACUUCUGAUUCUGCAUCCCAAACCACUUCAUCUAACAAUUCCAUGUCACUUUCAAGUUCAGGACCUUUUAGAAGUAGCACUCAUGAAAGUGUUAGCUUUCAUUUAAGUCAAGCCAGCAAGUCUCCUAGCUUGAAACUUUCAGUUAGGAGCAACAUAUCUCCUGGAAAAAGGAAGAAAAACACGGAGAACAAGUCGAAUAAGAAACUAAAAAGUAAUUCAAAAUCGGAAUCUAGUGGGUCAAAGCAACCUACAAUAACAAGCUUCUUCAGUAAACUUUUGGCUGAUGAUGCUAAAGGUGAUAGGAGUCGUGUAAAAAUUGAGGAAGGCCCCAAAGGUGAAAACUCCUUUCCUAAUAAUUUGACUAAAUCAUAUGUAGAGAAAAUAGAUCAGUUUAUUCAUAUAGUAAAUGCCAAUGAGUCAUCAAGAAAUUACGUGGCCACCUUACUUGAGAAAACCCAAGGAGAUAUCAACAAGGCGCUGGAUAUAUAUUAUAGUAAGCCUCAGAUGAAUCAUGGUGAGAAUACAGAAAAUUUGGUAGCCUCCAGCAAAUCAGUUCGGGUCCCGAGCUGUACUAUUGAUUCUUCUGUUUCCAAGAAGAAAAAUGUGCCAGAGGAGUCAAGAUGUUUGGCAGAUUCAUCUUUGCAAAGACAACCAAUGGAAUAUGUGGAGACAACUCUUGUAUCACUGCCUCCUGAUAAAUAUAAACCUAUAGACCAUGCAUGCUGGAAGUCUGGUCAGCCUGCUCCAUACAUCCAUCUUGCACGGACUUUUGACCUGGUUGGGGGUCAAAAGGGCAAGAUCAAAGCUACAUCUAUGCUUUGCAAUAUGUUUAGAAGUUUGCUGGCCUUGUCCCCAGAGGACGUGCUUCCUGCUGUGUAUCUGUGCACCAAUAAAAUUGCUGCUGACCAUGAAAAUAUUGAAUUAAAUAUUGGCGGAAGCUUGGUUACAUCCGCACUGGAAGAAGCUUGUGGGACUAACCGCUCAAAAAUAAGGGAUAUGUACAAUGACAUUGGUGAUCUUGGUGAUGUUGCACAAGCGUGCCGGCAAACUCAAACUUUACUUGCUCCUCCACCACCAUUAUUAAUUAGGGAUGUAUAUGCUGUGCUCCGGAAGAUAAGUGUACAAACAGGCAGUGGCAGCACCAUCCGGAAGAAAAACCUCAUUGUGAAUCUUAUGUGUUCAUGUAGAGAGAAGGAGAUGAAGUUUCUAGUUAGAACUUUGAUCAGGAAUUUGCGAAUUGGAGCAAUGAUGAAAACUAUUCUUCCUGCAUUAGCUCAAGCAGUUUGCAUGAAUUCCUCUCUUAAUCUUUAUCAUGAAGGGUCAGCAGAUAGUCUAAAAGAGAAGCUUCAGGACAUUUCUGCAGCAGUAAUUGAGGUAUAUAACGUACUUCCAAAUUUGGACUUGAUUGUUCCUUCACUAAUGAAUGAAGGUAUUGCAUUUUCAUCAUCAACCUUGUCAAUGGUUCCAGGAAUACCUAUUAAACCAAUGCUUGCAAAAAUUACUAACGGGGUUCCAGAAGUGCUGAAGCUCUUUCAAAACAAAGCUUUUACAUGUGAAUAUAAAUAUGAUGGUCAGCGUGCCCAAAUUCACAAAUUGGCAGAUGGAUCAGUGCGUGUCUUUUCACGAAAUGGGGAUGAAACAACAUUAAGAUUUCCAGAUUUAAUUAAUACAAUUAAGGAGUCUUCUAAGCCUGCUGCCCAGACUUUCAUAGUGGAUGCUGAGGUUGUUGCAAUUGAUAGGAAGAAUGGUUGCAAGCUCAUGUCCUUCCAAGAAUUAUCUUCAAGAGAAAGAGGGAGCAAAGAUUCUUUGAUCACAGUGGACAAUAUAAAGGUUGACAUUUGCGUAUUUGUGUUUGACAUCAUGUUUGCUAAUGGAGAGCAGUUGUUAGGUUCUCCUCUACGCCAAAGAAGGAAAUGUUUGAAGGAUUUGUUUUACGAUGAGAAGUUGGGUCACUUUGAAUAUGCAAAAGAUAUUACAGUGGAAGCCAAUGAUGCUUGUUUGACCAGUGAGGCCACAUUGACUAGGAUAAACUCUUUCCUUGAUGAUGCACUGCACUUCUCAUGUGAAGGAAUCAUGGUUAAAUCCUUAGAUACUGAUGCUGGAUAUUUUCCAUCAAAGCGUGGUGACACAUGGUUAAAGGUGAAGCGAGAUUAUGUGGAAGGAUUAAAUGACUCCCUUGAUUUAGUCCCUAUUGGUGCUUGGCAUGGUAAUGGGAGAAAAGCAGGAUGGUACAGUCCAUUCCUCAUGGCAUGUUACAACCCAGACACACAAGAUUUUCAAAGUGUGUGCCGUGUUAUGUCUGGGUUCUCCGAUUCAUUUUACAAAGAGAUGAAAGAAUUCUUUUCUGGAGAUAGGAUCUUAGCCAAAAAGCCAACUUACUAUCAAACAGCUGAGGUGCCUGAUAUGUGGUUCUCCCCAGCACUUGUUUGGGAAAUAAGAGGUGCAGACUUCACUGUCUCACCAGUUCACCAGGCUGCUAUAGGUUUAGUCCAUCCAUCCCGUGGCAUCUCAAUAAGAUUUCCAAGGUACAUUUGCUCUGUGUCUGAUCGAAAUCCUGAGGAAUGUAGCACAGCUGCAGAUAUAACCGAAAUGUUUCACUCCCAGACUCGAAAGAUGGAUGUGAUAGUUGAACACUGAAUACUAAUUUCUUGUUUCAGUACAUAACUUGUUUUUCUAGUUCUAGUAUUGGCUGGUAUAUUGUGCAGUGAAGGUGGGAUUGUUGAGUGUAGAGGAAAUGAGGUUUACGCCAAUGAACCCUUUUGGAUGUGAUGCUUCCCUUGUGGCCUUUGUAAAGAUGAAAGAUGUUAAGGCUUUUCAUUGUUUUAGUUUUUGCCCAUCUUUUUAAUGAAUGGAAAUAUUAUCAGCUUGAAAACAAUGAAGUCGAUA
Messenger RNA from Theobroma umbraticum, 4589 nucleotides. RefSeq names its product DNA LIGASE 6 (gene LIG6). The record is from RefSeq and is a predicted model, not a curated record. Gene Ontology annotation, molecular function: DNA binding; ATP binding; DNA ligase (ATP) activity. Lineage: Eukaryota; Viridiplantae; Streptophyta; Magnoliopsida; Malvales; Malvaceae. Gene Ontology annotation, biological process: lagging strand elongation; DNA biosynthetic process; DNA repair.